CAGGCAGGAGAAGCAGCCCCCCCUCCGCCCCCCCGCUUCGUGACGAGCGACAGGGAGGCAGGGAGACCGAUGGCCGCCCUCCUCCUCUCGACCCCGCCCCCCGUCGUCAGCCCGGACCCUCUCAACUCCUCCAACUCCUCCCUGGCGCCGCCCCCCCCAGCGGCGGCGGGCGCGGUGCGGCUGGGCAUGGCGCUGCUGCUGGCGGCCAUGGCGCUGGGCGUGCCGGGCAACCUGUUCGUGGUGUGGACGGUGCUGUGCCGCCUGCGCCGGCGCUCCGUCACCUCCCUGCUGCUGCUGCACCUGGCCUGCGCCGACGCCGCCGUGCUGCUCACCGCCCCCUUCUUCCUGCGCUACCUGGCGGCCGGCCUGGACUGGGAGUUCGGCGACGCCACCUGCCGCUGCCUGCACUACGCCUGCUGCGUCAACAUGUACGCCAGCGUGCUGCUCAUCGGCGGCAUGAGCCUGGACCGCCUGCUGGGCGUCUCGCGGCCCUUCCUGUCCCAGAAGGUGCGCACCAAGUCCCGGGCCGGCCGGGUGGCGCUGGGCAUCUGGGCGGCGGCGCUGGUGCUGUCCGUGCCCAUGCUGUUCUACCGGCGGGCGGGAUGUGAACAGGAUGGGGUGUGA
Molecule: messenger RNA, 624 nt
Organism: Lepisosteus oculatus (spotted gar)
Lineage: Eukaryota; Metazoa; Chordata; Actinopteri; Semionotiformes; Lepisosteidae
Source: RefSeq, a predicted model, not a curated record